Messenger RNA from Nipponia nippon (crested ibis), 369 nucleotides. The record is from RefSeq and is a predicted model, not a curated record. Lineage: Eukaryota; Metazoa; Chordata; Aves; Pelecaniformes; Threskiornithidae.
AUGGGCUGGGAGGAGAAGCAGGUCCGCGGGUACCCCGAGUUCGUGCAGACGGGGCGCAGCGCCCACGGCCGGCCCAUCUUCGCGCUCUUCUGCGGCGACAAGGAUGCCGAGGGCAGGAGCUGGUGCCCGGACUGCGUGACAGCUGAACCAGUUGUGAGGAAGGAACUUCAUAACAUGCCUGAUGAGUCUGUAUUCAUCUACUGCCUAGUAGGAGACAGAGCCUACUGGAAAGAUCCCAACAAUGAAUUCAGGAAGAAUCUGAAACUAACAGGAGUGCCUACACUACUUAAAUAUGGAACACCUCAGAAGCUGGUUGAAGAAGAAUGUUUUAAAGCAGAGCUUGUGCGUAUGUUGUUUACUGAAGACUAA